Closterium sp. Naga37s-1 is the source of this 839-nucleotide messenger RNA. The record is from the annotation of a GenBank genome assembly. Lineage: Eukaryota; Viridiplantae; Streptophyta; Zygnematophyceae; Desmidiales; Closteriaceae.
AUGGCCAGCCUCAGGCCCGCCGCAGACACGACCGCGUCAACCGAUCGCCAUUGGUCCACGUCAGCCUCCUCAUCCCUAGACGCGUCAGCGUCAAGCUCUCUCCCAACCCCCUCCACAGCCACUAAUAAUACAGAAAUUCGUCUCCCGCUGUACGCGGCGACGACGCACACCAGCGGUCUGCUGGGCCUGCACCUGCCGGCCGACCAAUGGCUGCCCGCCUCCACUCACGCCGAGCCGCUGCCGGCCAGACGCCGCAAGGAGAGACUGUCUCGCGCGGGCGAGCUCGCCGAAACUGCGACGUCGCGAGUGGAUUUCGCGAAACGGUCAUUAUCGCAACACGACCAGCAGCAGCCGCAGCAACAGUUUCAGCUGCCAUGGCAAAAUGAGGCGAAAGCUUCCCACCGUCAUAGCGCUGGCUCCGCUGUCGCAGUGCAUUCUCGUGCGUUCGCGUCUGCGACUGCGGCUGGGACUGCGACUGCGACAGCUUCGGCGACAGCGACGCCGUCGGGGUCGCCCGGCGUGCUGCGCGGCGACGACGUGGAGUUCGACAUCGACUUCCACUUGCACGAGCUGCUGUCGCGCGCGCGACAUGCGACGAGUGCGACGGGGGCGCGACAUGCUGCGACGGACCUGACGAGCGCGGGCGAGUGGCGGGAGGUGGCGGAGCUGAAGCUCGCGCUCGGCGCGCUGAUGGGGCGCGUGACGGCGGAACUGGCAAAAGCGGGUGUAGCGGUCGGAAUGGGGAAGAGUGAGGCGAAGGCGGAGCGGAGGGCGGAGCGCAAAGUUCGGCUGAGUCCGGCUGUUAGUCGGCUGGUCAGCGGCGCCGUCGCCGGUGGCGU